AUGUCGGGGAAGACGUGCGACUCAUAUUGCAAGGACUCCAACCUAGCGUGCAUGAGGGCGGCCGAGGAAGUCGACGACGAUUGCACAGAGAAGCAGGAGUUGGAGUGUGCGGCAGCGUUCCCUGAUACCUCGGACCUCAUCUGUCAGUGUGCUGUGCGCGACAUCGCAAAAGCUACCACCUUGUCCCAGGACGCAUCAUUGGGGGACACUACCAUCUUUGUGACGGAUACUCAGCACUUCGCGCCAGGAGACUACAUAGAGAUAUCAAUGGGCGAUUUCUACGAGACUCAGGUCGUCGUCUCGAUCGGAACUGGAGCUGGCACGCAGAACGCGGCCACGACCAUUCGCCGGCUGCAGACCCAGCCAUCGAUCAUUGUGAAGUGGCCCCUCAAGAACGCCUACGGUCGCGGAUCUAACGUUGUGCUGCUGAUUGAAGGAGCGGUGGAUGGGGAUGCGCCGAUUCAUGGAACCGAUGUUGCCCCGCUGGACAUAGAGGCGGACACGGUCACCUGCAAGGACCGCCUGAAGUGGCCCGACAGGGACACCGACGCCGACGAGUGCGGGACCUGCAAGUUCCGCGUCUCCCUGAGCAACUUCCGCAGCUGUGAUACGUACUGCGCGAGCUUUGCGCAGGAGUGCUUCUACGCCGCGGAUGUAAAGAUCAGCGGUAACGGAGACCGGUCCUCGUGCUCGGCCAAGAGUGUCGUGAGCUGCCGCGAUGAUAUCGCGUCCAUGGACUCGGGCUCCGAGGACAUGAUAUGCGGGUGUCGGUUCUCGAAGGGCGUCGUGAAAAAGUGCAAGCCCGUGGACCAGUGGCCGCACAUCGACGGCGAAGCCGACUGUGGGACUUGCAAACACAUUGUGAACUUCAAUGGCGACUACAGGAGUUGUGGCGAGUACUGCAAGAGCUUCGGGCAGGAGUGCUUCUAUGCCGCGGAAGACAAGAACGGCCCUGGUGGCGACGACGGUGAGUGCGAGGUGCUGGAGGAUUUCGCAUGCAGCACCAACACACAGACGACGAACGAUCUGAUCUGUGGCUGUCAGCACCCUCAGGACGACUGCCCUUCGUUCGAGGAGUGGCCCGACAAGGAUGGGGAGACCUCCUGCGGAACGUGCAAGCACUUGGUCGCGAUGGAUCACCACGAGACUUGCGAGAGCUACUGCGGCAGCUUCGGGCAGAGGUGCUUCUACGCCGCCCUGCAGGCGAGCGGCUCCGACUCCAACGGCAGGUGCAUGGCCGAGGAGGAGGUGACCUGCACGGACAACAUGAAGCUGAUCCAGCCGAACUCCCACAGCAUGAUUUGCGGCUGCGCGAACAUCGAGACGGUGGGGCCGACGCCCGCGCCGACCAUCGCCCCGCCCCCGCCGCUCCCCAACACGACCUGCAGGGACUUCAGCCUGUGGCCCGACCCGGACGGCACAGCGGACUGCGGACUGUGCAAGCACUUGGUGACUUUGGACACGUACUCGAGCUGCGAGGCCUAUUGCGCGAGCUUCCAACAGGAGUGCUUCUUCGCCGCCGAGGACGUGGAUGACGUUUCGUGCGAGGUGAAGCAGGAGGUGCCAUGCCGGAGGGAUCUCAAGGCGCUGCAGGAUUUCAACAGCAACGACAUGAUUUGCGGUUGCCGCGACCCCCAGGAGGCGCCGAAGCGGUGCAAGGAUUUCAGCGUCUGGCCCGACAAGGACAACGACGUCAGCUGCGGCACCUGCAAGCACCUCGUCCUGGUGCAGGACUACAAGACUUGCAACGAUUAUUGCGAGAGUUUCGACCAGAGGUGCUUCUACGCCGCUCUGGACCACGACGGGCCGGGCGGAGACAUGGGCCAGUGUCGCAUAGAGAGGGACGUCUCGUGCGAUACCAAUAUGAGGGCCUUGCAGGUGAACUCCAAUGACAUGAUCUGUGGCUGCGAGCACAAGGAGGAGGCAUGCGACGAGCCAGAUCUCUGGCCUGACUUGGAUUCGCAUGUGAAGUGUGGCACGUGCACGCACCUGGUCAAGAUGACGGAGCACAAGUCCUGCCAGGGGUACUGCAACAGCUUUGGUCACACGUGCUUCUAUGCGGCCCAAUCUGAGAACGAUAACGACGUGACGGUCCACCACGACGGUUGCUCGGCCUUGCUGGAGGUAUCGUGCGCAGAAGAUAUGUCACACUUCAUGCCCAGCAACAACGACAUGAUCUGCGGUUGCACCACGGCCGCUGCGUCCGUGACGACGUCCACCCCAGCCGUGCCACAGCCGCAGCCCAGCGACGGGUUCGGCUGCAAACCCUUCGUCAAGUGGCCCGACAAGCAGGGGGGGAACACGUGCGGCGAGUGCAAGCACCGCGUCGAGCCCGCCAACUUCAAGAGCUGCGGCACGUACUGCGAGAGCUUCGGGCAGGAGUGCUUCUACUCCGCCGUGGCCGACGCCAGCGGCGACUCCUGCCUGGUGGACUCGACGAUCACGUGCCGCACCGACGUGGCGGCUCUGGGGAUGGACCACUAUGACCUCAUAUGCGGGUGCCGCAACCCACAGGCCCCCCCGAAGGGCUGCAGGGACUUCGCCGAGUGGCCGGACAAGGACGGAAGCGUGGACUGCGGCCCCUGCAAGCACUUGGUCCUGGUGGGUCAGCACGCGAGCUGCGACGAAUACUGCCAGAGCUUCCAGCAGGAGUGCUUCUACGCCGCGGAGGACCGGAACGGGCCCGGCGGGGACACUGGGGAGUGCGCCGUUCUGGCCGACGUCACGUGCAGCACCAACUUGGCGGAGAUGCAGGUAAACUCCAACGACAUGAUAUGCGGCUGCCAGAACCCGCCGCCCGAGUGCAAAGACUUCAGCCAAUGGCCGGACAAGGACGGUGACAUCACGUGCGGUGAUUGCAAGCAUCUGGUAACAAUGGACAACUACAAUUCGUGCGACUCGUACUGCGCCAGCUUCGGGCAGGUCUGCUUCUACGCCGCGCAGGACAAGGUGGGCGCGGACCCCACGGUCCAUGCGGACGGGUGCGCGAUCAAGGUGGAGGUACUUUGCAGCGACGACCAAUCUGGGUUUCCGAAUACCAAAGAUAUGAUCUGUGGAUGUGCGAACCCGCCGGCUACGACUAUUGCGUCUACGCCGGCUCCGCCUAUUACGCCUGCAACGCCUGCAACGCCUGCAACGCCUGUAACGCCUCCAGCGCCUCCAGCGUCUGGAGGGACAGUGCCUACCCUUAGCACAACGACUUGCAAAGACUUCGGCGAAUGGCCAGACAAAGAUGGCACUGGGGACUGUGGAGUUUGCCGGCACCUUGUGAAGGUUAGUCCAGAUUUGAGGACUUGCGAGGACUACUGCAAAAGCUUCGGACAAGAGUGCUUCUUCGCUGCCGAAGACAAGAAUGGUGCCAGCGGUGAUACUGGCAUGUGUAUCGUCGACAAAACGUUCAGUUGCCGGGAUGACAUGCUGGCGGUGCAAAUGAACUCACAAGAUAUGAUAUGUGGAUGCAAAGACCCUGUGGAGCCUCCGAAGCAGUGCAAAGGCUUCGACGAGUGGCCUGGCGGUGACGGCAAAGCAGUAUGCGGAGAGUGCAGGCACCAGGUAACACCUGGAGUCUCUACCAACUGUGACCAGUAUUGCCAAGGCUUCCAGCAGGAAUGCUUCUACGCGGCGGAGGCGCUCGCUGGGUCAGAGUGCGAGACUGGUCAGCACAUGCCCACCAUCAACGAGGCCAUGCUUCACUCUAAGGGGCAGCAGUCCCGCAAAGUGAUCAACAAAGUCCUGAAAUUCAACAUUGCGUACUCGGUUUGCCGACACCUCACUCGUGAAUAUUGUGGUGACCUCCUUUCACAGAUUGGCACCGAGUCUGGGCCACCCGACCCACCUCCACCAGCAGAUGUGAUAGGCAAUGCGGUCGCCAGCCCUUCUGUCGAUACACUGACUGCGCAGGUCUCCGCCCUCCAGGAGCAGCCGUACCUCUCAUGCGUGGCGUGCAUGGCGUACUGA
Prorocentrum cordatum is the source of this 3957-nucleotide messenger RNA. The record is from the annotation of a GenBank genome assembly. Lineage: Eukaryota; Dinophyceae; Prorocentrales; Prorocentraceae.